This is a messenger RNA of Rhea pennata, 978 nucleotides long. It is a transcript of the gene LURAP1L, whose product is annotated as leucine rich adaptor protein 1 like. NCBI's taxonomy places the organism in Eukaryota, Metazoa, Chordata, Aves, Rheiformes, Rheidae. Gene Ontology annotation, biological process: positive regulation of canonical NF-kappaB signal transduction. The transcript is spliced from 2 exons. The record is from RefSeq and is a predicted model, not a curated record. The coding region runs from base 32 to 607 and encodes 191 amino acids.
CGCCGGUAGCGCCGCGCCGCCGAGCCGCGCCAUGGAGCCCGGCGCGCCGCCCGACCUCCGCGACGUCGAGCUGAAGCUGGGGCGCAAAGUGCCCGAGAGCCUGGCGCGGCCGCUGCGCGGCGAGGAGCCCCCCGGCCGCCCCGCCGCCGCCGCCGGCCCCGCCGCCGACCGCCGCCGCGCCGCCGCCCUGGCGCGCCUGGAGGCCAAGCUGCACCUCCUGCGGCAGGACAUGGUUAAUCUCCGAGCCACAGAUGUCAAGCUUAUGCGCCAGCUACUCGUCAUCAAUGAAAGUAUUGAGUCAAUCAAGUGGAUGAUUGAAGAGAAGGCUAUUGCCAGCAGAGGUAGCAGUCUGAGUGGUAGCCUGUGCAGCUUGCUGGAAAGUCAGGACACAUCUCUCCAGGGCAGCUGCAACAGUUUACAAGACUGUAGUGAUGGACUAGAUGGAAUAUCAGUGGGGAGUUACUUGGACACGUUAGUGGAUGAUGUACCUGGUCACAAAACCCCCUCAGAUAUUGACCAAUUCAGUGAUUCUUCUAUUCUAGAGGACUCACAACCCCUGCAUAAGCAUCCUAAAAUUGAGUCUGAUGAGUACUACUGUUUUGGUUAAAAAAAAAAAAAAAAAAAAGUUCCAGUGGGACACAUGUGCACUUGUAUUUAUCUUUUUUUUCUUUGCUGCUAUUUUAUUUCAUGUGCAAAAAGCCCAAACUUCUCUUGCAAGAAAAACAUACUUCAAUUCCAUUUUAGAACUUUCCUGUUCCUCCUAACACAUUUUCUCCUAGAUGAGUUCUCUUCUCCUCCUCCACUUUUUUCUUAAUUUAUUGUUGCAAUUUUUCUUAUUUUGUUUUAAUUUUUUAUAAUGCUGUAUUUACAAGUUUUUAAAAGUGGUGAAGGAAAAGCUUUAGUUUUAAAAUGAAACAUUGUGGAAUGAGCGUGUUAAUUUUGUACUGGUUGGCAAUAAAAUGUCUUCUGAUAACCAUA